Messenger RNA from Nasonia vitripennis (jewel wasp), 4539 nucleotides. RefSeq names its product putative elongator complex protein 1 (gene Elp1). The transcript has 12 exons. NCBI's taxonomy places the organism in Eukaryota, Metazoa, Arthropoda, Insecta, Hymenoptera, Pteromalidae. Gene Ontology annotation, cellular component: cytosol; elongator holoenzyme complex. The coding region runs from base 373 to 4338 and encodes 1321 amino acids. The record is from RefSeq and is a predicted model, not a curated record. Gene Ontology annotation, biological process: tRNA wobble base 5-methoxycarbonylmethyl-2-thiouridinylation. Gene Ontology annotation, molecular function: tRNA binding; protein binding.
CAGAAUAAAAUCCAAGUAUUGAGUAUUUUUACUGAUAACUGCUAUUUAAUUAAACUAAAACAAUUACUUAAGAGUAUAUAAUGGCAUAUACUGUCAAUAUAUUCAAAGAACAAUGUGUCGUUACAUUUUAGCGCCUUUUCAAUUGCAGGGCGCGCGGCGCAGACGUCAACUUUUGCACGUGCGACAGAUUUGUUUCUCAUAGUCAUAACCAAAAAUAAGAAUAGAGUAAAACUAUGUGCAGGAUAACUCCAUAAGUUUUUAACGAUAGUAAAUUAAGGAAAAAUUUGAAGUAAUACCUGUAUAAUAGUCAAAUGAAUGACUUUUUAAAAGUAAAUUAAAGUUGAAAGACUAGUGCCAUUUAAUCAGAUCAUCAUGAGGAAUCUAGUAAUAGAAAGCCAAAGGACGAAUACAUUCAAUGACGGUGACUUCUUGCCUCAUGAAAAAUAUCACUGUUGUUACAAUGCUGACAAAGAUAGAUAUUACAUUAUUGAAGGGGAAGAUAAUAGGUUUCUUGCAAUUGAUGCAAGUAACGACAGAAAGUACAUUGACGAAGAAGUAAUUUUCAACAACAAGGAGCUGAAACCUAUUGGUAUCGAGUAUUGCAGUAUAAAUCAAGAACUAUAUAUUGCCUGUGACUGUGGGUUAGUCAUUUGCAUGACAUACUUGGACGAUGAAAAAGUGAAGUAUGAGGAAAUAGCAGAUUUUACCAAUGGAUUGCAAUGUAUGAAAAUCAGUCCUGACCAUGAAGUUGUAGUGCUUCUGACAAAGGAUAACGUUGUCAUAACACUAUCAUCUAACUUUGAUAUUUUACAAGAGGUAAAUCUAACAUCAAAAGAAUUUGGGGAAAAACAAUUCAUAACAGUUGGCUGGGGUAAAAAGGAGACCCAAUUCCAUGGCUCUGAAGGAAAAGCAGCAGCAAAAGCAAAAUCAGCAGUUGUUGGAAAAACUGAUUCUGACAAUGGUUUACCUAGAAUAACUUGGAAAGGAGAUGGUACUUUAUUUGCUGUUAAUUACAUAGAUGAAGAAGCCAAUGCACGGAGAUUCAAGGUUUUCGAUAGAGAAGGAAUCUUGCAGUACACAAGUGAAUUAGUAGAUUGCUUAGAAGGCACUUUGUCUUGGAAACCUUCUGGUAAUCUGAUAGCUUCAACAAGAAAAUUGCCAAACAAGCAUACCGUUGCACUUUUUGAGAAAAAUGGCCUUCUGCAUAGAGAAUUCACACUUCCUCUUGAAACAAAAAGUGUCCAGAUUGAAGACUUAGUCUGGUCAAGGGACUCUGAUAUUUUAGCAGUUUGGUACAAAGACAUUGCUAGUGGAAUUAUGACUGUUCAGUUAUGGGGAGAAAAGAAUUACCACUGGUAUCUAAAACAAACAAUCACAUAUCCUAAAAAUAAUCCAGUUUUACAUUUGGCUUGGUCUCCUCAAGUAAACAAGGAUCUUUUAAUACUGUCAUCAAAGAAUAGUACCAUUUAUACAUUUUACUGGACUGUAACGCAUAGUCAUGGAAAGGAUUUGGCAGACAAAGCAGUUGUUUCUGUAAUAGAUGGCAAUAAAGUGCUUGUAACAGGCUUUAGAGAUGGUAUAGUUCCACCACCAAUGGCUCAACAAACUUUACAAUUUGAUGAGCCUGUAAAUGCAAUAUCGUUUGCACCAAAACAAGUUCAAGAUUCUGAAAUUAGCUCUAACGAUUUCUUAGUACUUUUGAGUAACAAUAAAAUAGAAUUUUGUCAAAAUAUCAAUGAAUCAUGGGCUGUGCAGUAUGCCAAGAAAAAAUUAUACAACGUCGAUUUGCGAUUAAAAGACGCAAAGAAAUACUCGUUUCAUUUAUUGCAACACCUCUUCUGGUACAAACCAAAUAUUGUCUUGUGCUCUGUCUCACUAGGUGUCAAAAGUUCUUUGUGCGAAAUUCAUCUUCUGGAUGUUGAAGGUGUGGAGGAAAUAACAGUUGAUGCCAAAAUCAUACAAGAAAUGCCUGGACAAAUAGAGCAUAUCGUCCCAUCCUCCGACUCCAAGACAGUUUAUAUAGUCGUGAACAACAAGAUUUACAAUUACAACGAUCGGGAUGGUCUAUCAAAAUCCGACCUGGUAAUAAUGAAUGAAAGCUCAACACGAGCUAUGGUCAAAGUUGAGUUGGUUACGUUUGGAGAAAAGGAAGCGAUCGUGGCCUUAUCGCGAAAAUACGUUCUAUACGUAAACGGCAAGCAGGUGUCCAAUAACAUCACCUCUUUCUUCGUACAUUCCGAAUUUUUGCUGCUGACAACUUUGCAGCAUGCGUUGAUUUGCUUCAAAUUAGAUGAGAAUGGGCUGGAUCAGCUGUGCACGAGAGAUCUAACUAUUCAACCAUGGGAAAACGAGACAAAUUUAGUGCACAGAAAGCAAGAGUUGAGCAUAAGACGAUUGGAGAGGGGGUCAACCUUAGUAAUGGCUAUUCCAAAAGAUGCGAGAGCAAUCCUGCAAAUGCCCCGAGGUAAUCUGGAAUGUAUACAACCCCGAGCGCUGUCUCUCGCUAUUAUCGGCAACUUUAUCGACAAACUCGACUACCACAAGGCCUUCGAUCUCAUGCGCAAACAGCGAAUCGAUCUGAAUUUACUGUACGAUCACAAUCCGCAGUCUUUUAUUGAGCACACAGAGAAGUUUGUUCAAGACGUGAAAAAUGCUAACUGGCUUAGUUUGUUCUUGACGGAUCUCAAGGAUGAAGAUGUGACCAGGACGACGUAUGCCAGCAGCUACGAAAAUCGGAGCAAGCAACCAGAGGAGAGUGUCUCGGGUAAAGUCGAGGCUGUUUGUGAAGUUUUAAGGAAAAUUAUGGAGCAGAACUCGAAUGAUUUUGUACAGCCGAUUCUGAUAAGCUUGGUGAAGAAUCAAAAGAAGGUAGGCCUGGAAAAUGCUUUGAAGAAGAUAAAGCAACUUAAGGCUCAGGAAGACGUGAACCAACAAGGCUUCUCAGCCGAAGAAGCUCUAAAAUAUCUUCUAUACAUGGUGGACGUGAACGUCCUGUACGACAUCGCACUAGGCAUGUACGACUUUGAAUUAGUGAUGCUGGUAGCCCAAAAAUCGCAAAAAGAUCCAAAAGAGUACAUAUCCUACUUGAACACACUCAACGGCCUCGAAGAGAAUUACCGAAAGUUCUCGAUCGACAGUUACUUGAAACGCUACAACUCUGCUCUUACGCACAUAGCCAAAAUACCCGAUAGGUACGACGAGUGCAUGUACUUCAUUCAAUGCCACGAAUUGUACAGCCAAGGCUUGAAACUGUACAACAGUAAGAGUAGCGAGUACAAGCAGAUUGCUGUAGCUUAUGGAAAGCAUUUGUCGAGCAAAGCCAAGUAUCGGGAGGCUGGUAUCAUGUUCACCAAAGGAAAAGACUACGUGGAGGCACUGAACGCUUUCAAACAGGCUAACAGCUGGCAAGAUGCCAUAGUCACAGCUAUGAAACUAAACUUGAGUUUUCCUCAAUUGACUGAACUGUACGAAGAGUUGGUCAGCCGGCUUUUAGAGGAUAAGAGAUACGAAGCCGCCGCGGUCAUCUUAUCGAAGCAUUUGAACAGAUCCGAAGAUGCAGUGGCGACUCUGUGCGAAGGAAGACAUUGGCACCAGGCAUGGACGGAUGCUCACUGUAUGAAGCGAGAAGAUCUCAUUGAAACACACGUCAAGCCCGGUAUACUGGACCACGCUGAAUUUAUGCUCUCUCAGAUCCGCCAGCAUAAACAAGACUUCGAGAAGUACAAAAACCGCCUCGGUGUCGUUCGUGCCCAGGCCGCAGCUCGUGAGCUCGCGAUGCGUAACCUGUUCGACCUGGACGACGAACCGACUGGUAACGAAAGGGGCGACUUUAGCGAUCUGAUAAGCGACACUACGAGUAUCGCAGGCUCGACUAUGUCGAGAAGCUCACAAGCGUCACGAAGUACCGGACGAAGCUACCGAUCAAGCAAAAAUCGUAGGAAGCACGAGAGAAAACUUCAGAGCAUCAAGGAGGGUAGUGUAUACGAGGAUCUGGCGCUUAUAAGGACGCUGCACCAGCUUGUCAGCCAAGCUUACAAGCAACGAGACGAAGUUCGAUCGAUAGCGGAAAUGCUGUUGUUCAUAAACAGCGACCAAUUAGCCGAAGAAUUGUACAAAGUGAUGAGUGAAUUUUUGGAGGACAUCUAUCAGGGCAAACGUGAAAUUUGGCCUCCAGCCGAAAUAAAAAGUCCCGAUAGCGAAGAGCCUAGCAGUAGUAGUACAAAUCUACCGUCUCCCAGUACUAUACCACAAAAUUUGAUAGAACCGCGUUUGCUGAAUCCACCGGAAGAACAGCCAAGUGAUUGGAAACUAGAUGCAUUUAAAGUUUCUUCCAAGUAAAACAUUGUGGCAAACAUUUAAAUCAUUGUUAUAGGUUUUGUACUUGAUAUUUUAGAGAAAUUUGAAAAUAUUAAUUUUUGUAAGUUUUGCACAGAGUUAUAUUGACCAGGCUGUAGUUGAUAUAUGUGAUUUAUAUUAUUAGGUGUAACCUAUUUAUACAUGUAUUUAUGAGUAAUCAUAAUAAAAAAAAUAGAGAAAACA